UUGGGUGCGGCUGAGUUCACACCCGAGUCCCCGCGCCAGCUGCAGUGGUUCUGACAUCUUGGCGCGCGGCAUGCCGUGGUCUGAGAGCUGGGGUAGUUCGACGAUAAUCCGCGAGGCUCCUCAAGUUCUGCCCGGCAAAUCUUGGUUUCAACCCAUCCCAGCACUUUCUUUCCUACGGCUUCGGCGGACGCAAACACUCUCGACGACAUGAGCGAGCUGAAUACGGCAGCGGCCUGGGGAGCCAGCGCCGGUCUUAUGGGCCUCACGCUAAUCCCGCUCGUCACCUUCUUGACGUUUAGUCUGCGCCGGCCGCUGGGGCAGCAGACGCAAGCCGCCAAGAUGGCUCGCAUCUUUCUACAGAUAGCGCUGCCCCUCUGGAUCAUUGCCGUCGCCCUUGCUGUGGUGGCGUCCUCGAUCCAUGCCGCCAGCGCCGUGUCCCGGCUGCCUUCCGCUUUCGAUACCAUAACCUACACAUUCCUCGUCGCCGCAUUCUUCGAAUACGUGGCCGGCAUCCUCACUACCCUGGCGGUUUACCUCUGUACUAUCUCAGUCCUAUACAUAGCGUUGAAAAAGGAGAAGUGGUGGAAGGUGGUGCGGUUGGAUGCCCUCUGCGGCGCUGCGAUUCUGUUCAUCCUCGACAUCGCGUGGUUCGCAAGGACCGCGUCUAAUUAUCGGAGCCAUGAAUACGACGACUUCGCUCUGACCUGGCUGGUUGCCAUCGUCGAUCUCGCCCUGAGCUUCGUCGCCGCAGGAGUGUUGGGCGUGGCUAUAUAUGUCACGCCCAAGUUGAAGAAGCGAACCGACUUGGCGUCUGGGAAUCUGUCGGCCCUUUUGUUCUCCGCGUCCUUCCUUUGGCUCUUCCGCUGUGUUUUUGUCGCCGCGGUUGACAUCAAAACGGCCACCGAUGACUGGUCCUAUGAGGAGUCCUCGGCGCUGAAGAUUCUCGUCCCUAUCCUGGACUACUGGGUCGCAGCCACCGGCCUGGGACUGGUUACCUUCAUUCUCCGCCACCCAGUCUGGUCCGAACCAGCGUCUGCUGUGGCGCGGGGUCAUCCGUCAGAACCGCAGCCCCAGCCCCAGCCGCAGGUGGUCUUCAUCGCCCCGCCCGGAUACUACCAGCAUCCGCAGUAUGGGUUCCAGCAAUACCCGCCGCAGAUGCAGAUGCAGAUGUACCCCCAGGGUCACCACUACCCCCACAUGUACCCUCAAGUGUACCCGCCGCAGCCCGCCAUGCAUCAGGCGGCCGACUUGUCGCCAACUCCUGUCCCAGCAACCCGGGUGCACGAGGCCGAUGCAACAGGACGCCAGGCGGCCGAGCCGCAGGGACCUCACACCACCCAGGCCGCGCAGGCCGACAAGUAGCUGCGACCGUGAAUCUGGACUUCAAGGGUGUCGUGCGUUGCAGGUGGACCGGAAGGGGGGCAACCGGGGGUUCAUCGAUUCGAACCUGGAUUCCCAGGAUUUGGGCUUCAUGGCAGCGGUUUGGACGGCAUGUAGACUCGGUUGUUGGGACCGAGACGGAGUUCGUCGAGCGGCAGCUUCGGACGUAUCGCCAAUGUAGGGCAAGGCUUCACCAUUCUUGCCGGCUGAGAAUGGCAACAGCGAGGUAUGUUAGGAAGGGAGUACUAGUAGGUCCUUCAAUAUCAGGACUCGAAUCAUCUCGAGGCAUGUUCUCAGUCACGUAGUCGAGUUAUGAAUGCGGUUUUGCACAGGUGGUAUUGGAUGAAAUCAAGGUCGUCU
Messenger RNA from Parathielavia appendiculata, 1740 nucleotides. RefSeq lists its product as uncharacterized. NCBI's taxonomy places the organism in Eukaryota, Fungi, Ascomycota, Sordariomycetes, Sordariales, Chaetomiaceae. The record is from RefSeq and is a predicted model, not a curated record. The coding region runs from base 208 to 1362 and encodes 384 amino acids. The transcript has 3 exons.